AUGAAGCUCUGCGGCGGCGGCUCCAUCGGUGACUUAGUCAGCAGCAUGAAUGGUAGUCCCCUUAGUGAGAAGUGGAUUGCCUAUUUCUGCAGGGAGACCUUACAUGGUCUGAAACACCUACACAAGCACCGCGUCGCCCAUCGAGACAUCAAAUGUCUCAACAUUAUGUUGACAGAAGAGGCAAAAGUCAAAAUAAUUGAUUUUGGCAUCAGCGGAAUGCUUGACAAGGAAACAGGGAUGUGCUAUGAAGAUCUAGGAACCCCUGAUUGGAAAGCCCCGGAAAUUUCCACAAGCCAACAGGGAUAUGACGUGAAGGAAACCAUAUCAUGUAGCGGAAUAUUUAAGAUCAUUAUUUUACUGAUCCUAUUUUACUUUGAACAACUUUUAGCAUUUGUUGAUAUUGACCCAGAGGACAUCGUAGACCAUAUCCUUCAAAAUCCUACACCAAAACUGCCAUCAAACAAAUGGUCAGAAAAAUUCCAAUCAUUUCUGGAGUUAUGUUUGGAGAAGAAUGUUAAUAGCAGACCAACUGCAAAGCAACUCCUAAAGCACCCAUUUGUUAAAGAUCUGCCCCCUGACAAACAGAUCAGAGGGGAAAUUAAGGACCACCUUAAGGCUCUUAAAGCACGACGCUCUAUAAAAGAGAGUUGUCCACAUAAAAGGAACCUCACACCAUGCCUGAAAAUAGUUUCAGAUGAAGAAGAAGAAGAUGAGGAGGAGGAAAAAGAGAGCAAGACGCCUCAAGAGAGAAGUCCAACAAUACCUCUUAGAAACCGGAACACACCAUUCCGAGAGAAAGUAAAUCCGCUCACUAUAAAAUACUCAAGUGAAGAGGAAAGUGAGGAAGAAGAAACUUCUAGAGCCUCACAAGAAUUACAAAAGACCAGCCAAUGUAAACGGCAAAGUACACCUUAUAAGAGUAAACUAAAUCCUCUAAAGAUACAAUAUUCUUCAAGUGAGGAGGAAAAUACUGAAGAACCUACUAAAGACCUUGAAGAUAAUGAAUGUGAAGAGCUUUCCAAUGAGUCAAAUGAAGUAAAUUCUGUACAGGACGAUGACUCAUGUGACCAGGCCCCUGAGAUGAAAGAAGAAGCCUCAGUUGGUGAUGGUUCAUAUAAUACUGAACCUGGCACUGGAAAUGAGGCUGAUGAGAAAGAAGGAUCAUGUGACCAGGCCUCACAAAUUAAUGAAGAAACCUCAAAUGCUGAUGGUUCUUUAAAUCCUAAACCUGAAAAUGGCAUUGAGGAGAUAGAUGGCCCAUUUCAACAAACUGCAGAAGAAGAGGAGCCAUUGAAUCCAAACCCUGGAGUUGAAGAAGCCUCAGUUGGUGAUGGUUCAUGUAAUACUGAACCUGGCACUGGAAAUGAGGCUGAGGAGAAAGAGGGAUCACAUGACCAGGCCUCACAAAUUAAUGAAGAAACCUCAAAUUCUGAUGGUUCAUUAAAUCCUGAACCUGAAAAUGACAUUGAGGAGAUAGAUGGCCCAUUUCAACAUAUUGCAGAAGAAGAGGAGCCAUUGAAUCCAAACCCAGGAGUUGAAGAAGCCUCAGUUGGUGAUGGUUCAUGUAAUACUGAACCUGGCACUGAAAAUGAGGCUGAUGAGAAAGAGGGAUCAUGUGACCAGGCCUCAGAAAUUAAUGAAGAAACCUCAAAUGCUGAUGGUUCAUUAAAUCCUGAACCUGAAAAUGACAUUGAGGAGAUAGAUGGCCCAUUUAAACAAACUGCAGAAGAAGAGGAGAUAUUGAAUCCAAACCCUGGAGUUGAAGAAGCCUCAGUUGGUGAUGGUUCAUGUAAAAUGUAUUAAAUCCUGAACCUGAAAAUGACAUUGAGGAGAUAGAUGGCCCAUUGCAACAAAUUGCAGAAGAAGAGGAGCCAUUGAAUCCAAACCCUGGAGUUGAAGAAGCCUCAGUUGGUGAUGGUUCAUGUAAUACUGAACCUGGCACUGGAAAUGAGGCUGAGGAGAAAGAGGGAUCAUGUGACCAGGCCUCACAAAUUAAUGAAGAAACCUCAAAUGCUGAUGGUUCAUUAAAUCCUGAACCUGAAAAUGACAUUGAGGAGAUAGAUGGCCCAUUUCAACAAACUGCAGAAGAAGAAGAGCCAUUGAAUCCAAACUCUGGUGGUGAAGAGGUGACAAGCCAGGAGCUGAUUCAUCCCUGAACACCACAGAAAUAGGGUCAUGCCCAAUAACAUUCUAGGCUACUGGCCCUACUGAUGCAGCAUACCUUACCCCAGUGGGAGCACAAAAAGCUACGGGUGGGUGGAGGGGUUAAGGAAGCUGCAUCUUAUCAACCGCCUCAAGCAGUAUGGGGCAUAGAAGCCCCUGCAUGUGUCCAUAUAAUACAUUUAAAUAAAGCUAAAUAAAACCAAAUAAGCAAAUCUUUAUUCUUGUAACUGCAGUAUCACCAUUUUGGCAUAGGAUUGUGAAGUUUCAACUUAGUGGAAUAUUCGUCUGUUGUUGGCUUGUAAUGGGUAGGAAGCUCAAUGCUUUAUGCUCUCUGGGAACUACCUUAUAGCACUCUAUAGGGAGAGAUUAGUUAACCGUAUAGGUAGGAAUAGGCAAGUUAGUA
Messenger RNA from Xenopus laevis (African clawed frog), 2566 nucleotides. Its product is annotated as traf2 and NCK-interacting protein kinase-like. Bases 1 to 1803 code for a protein of 600 amino acids. Lineage: Eukaryota; Metazoa; Chordata; Amphibia; Anura; Pipidae. The transcript has 9 exons. The record is from RefSeq and is a predicted model, not a curated record.